AUGGCUUCAAUUACAAGUAAUUCUCAAAUACUUAUCAAUAAUGAUUCCUCAACCAAUAAAGCUCCCACCACCAAUGAACGACAAUUACGAAGAAUCAAUCAUCCACCAAAUUUAAGAAUUGUUCCACCAUUAAAUUUUUGUCCCGUUGAAAAUCAAUUAUAUAGAUCAGGUCAACCAUCAAUUAUUAAUCAAUCAUUUUUGAAUCAAUUGAAUUUGAAAACCAUAAUUUGGUUAUCAUCAGAAGAACCAACCGAUGAAUUUUUAGAAUAUUGUAAUGAUUCAUCUAUAAAUAUUGAAUAUUUAGGAAUGAUUAAUGAAUUUAAUAGUGAGCCAGCCACUGCAACAACAACAGACAAACAGUCACAGUCACAAUCACAAUCACAAUCUGAAGAACAAAAAUCACAAUCACAAUCACAAUCCCAAGAAAAUCAACAUCAUCAAUUUGAACAAUCAGAUAAUAAUUUAUUACAAGAUCCAAGUCAUCUUAUAUCUUCAACUAUUGCUAAAAUCAAUAAUAAUAAUCCAUGGGAUUCAUUAAAUGAAAACACCAUUAAACAUGCUUUAGAUUUAAUUGUUGAUAAAACCAAUUAUCCGAUUUUGAUUUGUUGUGGUAUGGGGAGACAUCGUACUGGUACGGUAAUUGGUUGUUUAAGAAGAUUACAACAUUGGAAUUUAAAUAGUGUAAGUGAAGAAUAUCGACGAUUUACUGGAAGUAGAGGUGGAAGAAUAUUAGUGGAAUUAUUAAUUGAAAGUUUUAAUAUUGAUUUGGUUAAUAUUAAUUGGGAAUUGGCCCCCGAUUGGUUGAAAUGA
Candida albicans SC5314 is the source of this 810-nucleotide messenger RNA. RefSeq names its product putative tyrosine protein phosphatase (gene OCA1). Gene Ontology annotation, biological process: protein dephosphorylation. The record is from RefSeq and is a predicted model, not a curated record. NCBI's taxonomy places the organism in Eukaryota, Fungi, Ascomycota, Pichiomycetes, Serinales, Debaryomycetaceae. Gene Ontology annotation, molecular function: phosphatase activity. Bases 1 to 810 code for a protein of 269 amino acids. The transcript has a single exon.